Molecule: messenger RNA, 1049 nt
Organism: Rhodamnia argentea
Lineage: Eukaryota; Viridiplantae; Streptophyta; Magnoliopsida; Myrtales; Myrtaceae
Product: photosynthetic NDH subunit of lumenal location 1, chloroplastic
Exons: 8
Coding region: 168-896 (242 amino acids)
Biological process (GO): photosynthesis
Cellular component (GO): photosystem II oxygen evolving complex; photosystem II; extrinsic component of membrane
Molecular function (GO): calcium ion binding
Source: RefSeq, a predicted model, not a curated record
CAAUCCUUGAAUAACAACAGAAUUAUCCAUUUCACAGGAAAGAAAAAAAAGGAAGGAAAAAACCAUAAAGAAGUUUUCACCCGACCACAAGUUCCCAAAACGUACAUUAUCCGAAAGUAGACUUUGCACAAUCAACCAGCAUCUAAGCCAGAGCUGCUGCUACGUUCAUGGCCGUUUCUUCACUCUCCCUGAGCUGGGUUCCAAGAACCUUCAAAGAAAAGCUGAACGAGCCUCGAUGGAGCGAGUCGCCUCCAAGCGGCGAGCUUCCUCUUCAUCACGCCAUCACAUGCUUGGGCGAUCACACUGCUGCAGCCUUCGAUGAAGAAAGCAACUGCAAGAGGAGGCCUCUGCUCUUGGGCGCUAUUGGGUCGUUAACUGCGAGUUUAUUGCCUGCCAGUUCUCUUCUAGCUCAAGGUGGGAUAACAGAAAUGCCGGCAAAUUAUCAAGCUUUCGUCGACCUUUCGGACGGGUAUUCGUAUUAUUACCCCUCGGAUUGGAGGGAAUUUGAUUUCCGGGGGCAUGAUUCGGCAUUCAAGGAUCGGUAUCUGCAGCUGCAGAAUGUGAGAGUCAGAUUCAUACCGACUGAUAAGCAAGACAUCCAUGAUAUGGGUCCGAUGGAUGAGGUUGUCUCUAACUUGGUGAAGAAUAUUUACGCUGCACCUAAUCAGAUAGCUAACAUUUUUUACAUGCAGGAGAGAACUGUGGAUGGGAAGGACUAUUACACAUUUGAGUAUGAGCUCAGAUCUUCAAAUUUCGCCAGUUGCUCUUUUGCAACCAUUGCAGUUGCAAACGGGAGGUUUUACACUCUGACCGUCGCAGCGAAUGAGAGAAGGUGGAGAAGAGUAAGGAACAAGCUUAAAGUAGUCGCGGACUCUUUUAAAGUGCUCGACAUCUGAGUCGUUUGUGCACAAGAGUACGCAUUCCGAGCACCAUCCGAGAGUUGCCAUGUAUUUUUACCUUGUUUAUAGAUGUGAUGAGGUCGAGAUCGUUGUCCAUGUUUUGAUUCAAAUUCUUUCAUCCCGCUCGUAACAAAGAGCUGAAUUCUGUCA